This is a messenger RNA of Diceros bicornis minor, 761 nucleotides long. It is a transcript of the gene AKAP14, whose product is annotated as A-kinase anchoring protein 14. The record is from RefSeq and is a predicted model, not a curated record. Gene Ontology annotation, molecular function: protein kinase A regulatory subunit binding. Lineage: Eukaryota; Metazoa; Chordata; Mammalia; Perissodactyla; Rhinocerotidae. The coding region runs from base 168 to 653 and encodes 161 amino acids. The transcript has 5 exons. Gene Ontology annotation, cellular component: cAMP-dependent protein kinase complex.
AGAAACAUUUGGGCUUUGCUUCCCAUUGGUUGAAACUGGCAUUGCCCUGGCAGCACUUGUAAACAUUCCGUCUGAGAAUCAGGGGAACAGCUGCUGAGAGACUCUUUCUGAGGCUUCCCUGGCUACUACUGCUCCAAAGAAGGAUCUGAUCAGUCAGGCAAAAGAAAAUGAACGUGGCUAAAAGUGUCAGAUUUUGGGACACAGUGGAUGCCAAGAAAAGUCCUUCAAGACAGAUGACAGCUGAAGAAGACAAAAGCAAUGUGACUGAACUCGCUCUAGCUUUAGUUAAUAGGGCCAUCACUGCUGCUAUUAAGGCUGUGGAAGAAGCUGAAAACCCCAUCAAAAACAUCAAAUGGAUCACACACGGUGAAUUCACAGCAGAAAGGGGGCGGCGACAAAUUGAGGAGUUCGUUUUGACUUGGGAGUAUCAGGACUGCUGGGUGCACUACACAGAUUUUAUAAAGAGGGAAGACUUGAUUCACAGCUUCCGCUACAUCUACAGUGUACGCUGGAGCCUGCCAACCGCUCAGAGACCCAUGCUACAAGUCAGUGCCUCUGCCCACUUCAGCAUCAAGAUCAACAAGAACAAGCCUCCAGAUGCACCCAUUGAUGUCUCUUAUGUCUUUGAGGGCCAGUCACUAGUUCACAGGUAAUGAACAUCUGGAGACUUUUAUUUCAAAAGGGUGGUGGAAAAAGGUCAUUACACUCCAGGAAUCCAGCAGGCCCACAGCCACAUAAUGGUCACUUUUCCUCUUUGGACC